AUGGAUGUAUCCAAGAAAAGCAAACGAGAUGGCACUGAAGUCACCGAAAGAAUUAUCACAGAAACUGUAACUACAAGACUCACAUCGUUACCACCAAAAGGUGGGACCGGCAAUGGCUAUGCUAAGACGGGCUCUCUCAGUGGAGGAAGCCGGCUAGAGAGACAAAGCCUGAGUCAUGGCAGCAGCAGCUGCAUCAACUCAAGUGGCAGCAUCCGAGGUAAUGCCUCCACCUCCAGUUACAGGAGGGCUCAUUCACCUGCCUCUACUCUGCCCAACUCACCAGGCUCAACCUUUGAAAGGAAAGCUCACGUGACCCGCCAUGGAACCUAUGAAGGGAGCUCCAGUGGUAACUCUUCCCCUGAGUAUCCGCGGAAGGAAUUUGGAUCUUCUUCUACCAGAGGACGGAGCCAAACGCGAGAGAGCGAAAUUCGAGUUCGGCUGCAGAGUGCAUCACCAUCUACCAGGUGGACAGAGCUGGAUGAGGUGAAGCGUUUGCUCAAGGGGAGCCGAUCAGCCAGUGCCAGUCCCACCAGAAACACCUCCAACACGCUGCCCAUUCCCAAGAAGAACACUGUGGAGGCCAAAAUGGUGACAGCCAGCUCCCAGUCAGUGUCCGGAACCUACGAUGCAACAGUACUGGAUACCAACCUUCCCUCCCACAUGUGGUCCUCCACCUUGCCUGCAGGGUCCUCCAUGGGGACCUAUCACAACAACAUGACAACACAGAGCUCCUCUCUCCUCAACACGAAUGCAUACUCAGCAGGAUCAGUCUUUGGAGUUCCAAAUAACAUGACGUCCUGCUCCCCCACGCUGAACCCUGGACUCAGCACCUGCUCCUCAGUGUUUGGCAUGCAGAACAAUCUGGGCCCCAGCUCAUGUGCCCUAUCCCAUGGCACAACCACCACUUCCACAGCAUAUAGUAUGAAGAAAAACGUGUCCCAGAGCCCUGCUGUUGUGAGCACCGGUGUGUCAACCUCUGCCGCCUGCACCACCAGUGCCCAGAGCGAUGACCUUUUGCACAAGGACUGUAAGUUCUUGAUUCUGGAGAAAGACAAUGUGCCGGCCAAGAAGGAGAUGGAACUCCUGAUCAUGACCAAGGACAGCGGCAAAGUCUUUACCGCCUCCCCCGCCAGCGUUGCCGCAACCUCUUUUUCAGAUGACACCCUGAAAAAAGAAAAACAGGCUGUCUACACUGCUGACACCUGCCUCAAGGCGGACGUGAAUGGAGAUGUGAAGUCCGUCUCUAUGAAGGGCAAGGCCACCUCUGCAGAAGUCCACGGCUAUGACCGAGGUGGCGGCGCAGGCGGAGGCGGUGGCGGCGGCCGCGGGAGCACCUGGGGGGCCGCCCCGGCCUGGUGUCCCUGCGGCUCCUGCUGCAGCUGGUGGAAGUGGCUGCUGGGACUGCUGCUCACCUGGCUGCUGCUGCUGGGGCUGCUCUUCGGCCUCAUCGCGCUGGCGGAAGAGGUGAGGAAGCUGAAAGCCCGCGUGGACGAGCUGGAGAAGACCAGGGCCGGUGUGGUCCGUUAUGAGGAGGCGGUGGAGAGGAGCAACAAGGACCGCCUCCAGGCCAUGGCCCCAGGGGUGGGAUUUGACCUCGACAAAGCCGGCCUGGACGGCCCCAGCCAGGAGGCGAUCUGGCUGUUUGUGAGGAACAAGUUGAUGACCGAACAGGAAAACGGAAAUCUCCGAGGAAGCCCAGGCCCUAAAGGUGACAUGGGAACUCAAGGCCCCAAAGGAGACCGAGGCUUCCCUGGGACUCCAGGUAUCCCUGGGCCCCUGGGCCACCCUGGUCCAGAAGGACCAAAAGGACAAAAAGGCAGCGUGGGAGAUCCUGGCAUGGGAGGCCCCAUGGGCCAGAAAGGGCGAGAAGGCCCCAUGGGACCUCGUGGUGAACCUGGACCUCCAGGAUCUGGAGAAAAGGGAGACAGAGGCACUGCUGGAGAACCGGGUCCUCAGGGCCCUCCUGGUGUCCCUGGUUCUGUGGGCCCCAAAGGUUCCAGUGGCUCUCCUGGUCCCCAGGGUCCCCCAGGUUCGAUUGGUCUCCAAGGGCUCCGAGGUGAAGUGGGACUCCCUGGUCUUAAAGGUGACAAAGGACCUAUGGGACCACCAGGACCCAAAGGUGACCAGGGUGAGAAAGGACCCCGAGGCCUCACAGGUGAGCCUGGCAUGAGAGGUUUGCCUGGGGCCAUGGGUGAGCCUGGAGCCAAAGGAGCAAUGGGUCCUGCGGGCCCUGAUGGACAGCAAGGCCCAAGAGGUGAACAGGGUCUAACAGGGAUGCCUGGCACUCGUGGCCCACCAGGACCAUCUGGAGAUCCAGGAAAGCCAGGUCUCACGGGACCCCAAGGACCUCAGGGACUUCCUGGUAGCCCUGGCCGACCAGGGACUAGAGGUGAACCCGGACCUCCAGGCAGAGUCAUGACCUCAGAAGGAGCAUCCACGAUCACUGUGCCAGGGCCCCCAGGACCUCCUGGAGCCAUAGGACCCCCAGGACCUCCAGGGACUCCAGGCCCUGCUGGUCCUGCUGGUCUCCCAGGACAACAAGAAGGUGUUGACCUACGAGGUCCCCCGGGCCCACCUGGGCCACGUGGGCCACCAGGGCCUUCUAUCCCAGGCCCACCAGGACCCCGUGGCCCUCCAGGGGAAAGCAUGCCGGGCCCGCCGGGCCCACCAGGAUCGUUCCUGACAGACUCAGAAACCUUCUUCUCUGGACCCCCAGGCCCACCUGGCCCCCCAGGUCCCAAGGGAGACCAAGGUCCCCCAGGCCCUCCAGGACAUCGAGACACCAGUUCUCUUGGAUUCAACAUGCAGGGGCCACCAGGCCCUCAGGGACCCAAAGGUGACAAAGGUGAUCCUGGUGUCCCAGGGACUCCUGGCAUCCCUGGUGGUCCCUCUCGAGGGGGAUCAUCGGCCACCAUGUACAUGCAGGGGCCACCCGGCCCUCCAGGACCCCCUGGGCCUCCAGGGUCCCUCAGCAGUUCUGGUCAGGAGAUUCAGCAGUACAUCUCGGAGUACAUGCAGAGUGACAGGAUAAGAACGUACCUCUCUGGAGUGCAGGGUCCCCCAGGACCACCAGGUCCCCCAGGGCCUGUCACCACCAUUGCAGGAGAGACUUUUGACUAUGCCCAGCUAGCAAGCCACGUCAUGAGCUACUUGCGGACAUCGGGCUACGGCAUCAGCAUGACCUCUGGCUCUCUCACCUCUGAGGACAUCCUGGCUGUACUACAGCGGGACGAUGUGCUUCAGUACCUGCGUCAGUACCUGACGGGCCCUCGAGGUCCUCCGGGGCCACCAGGAGCCGGUGGCGAUGGGUCCUCCCUGUCUGUGGACUACGCAGAGCUGAGCAGACGCAUUCUCAGCUACAUGUCUAGUUCUGGGAUCAGCAUUGGGCUUCCUGGCCCACCAGGACCCCCUGGCCUGCCGGGAACAUCCUAUGAGGAACUACUUGCCAUGCUCCGAGGGUCUGAAUAUAGAGGCAUCAUUGGACCACCAGGGCCCCCAGGACCACCGGGGAUGCCAGGCAAUGCCUGGUCCAGCAUCAGUGUGGAGGACCUCUCAUCUUACUUGCACACUGCCGGCUUGUCAUUCGUCCCUGGCCCUCCAGGCCUUCCUGGGCCCCCAGGUCCUCGAGGACCCCCAGGAGUCUCUGCAGCUCUGGCCAACUACGCAGCUGAAAACAGCGACAACUUCCGCAGCGAGCUGAUUAGCUACCUCACAAGUCCUGAUGUGCGCAGCUUCAUCGUUGGUCCCCCGGGCCCUCCUGGGCCACAAGGACCCCCUGGAGACAGCCGCCUCGCCUCGAGGGACGACUCCUACAAUUGGGGCAGCAGCUCCUCCAUCAGACGGGGCACUUCCUACGGUUCUUCCAUGGGUCUGGGGGGAGCCAACGGAGGCUCCAUGGGUGAAGGCGCAGGAAAUGGAGGUCCCUAUGGCACUGACGUCGGCCCCGGCGGAGGCUACGGGGCAGCGGCAGGAGGCGGCAUGUACGGCACCAAUGGUGACUCGCUCCAUGCUGGCUUCGCUGGAGGGCUGGAUUAUAACGAGCUGGCUGUGCGGGUGUCGGAGAGCAUGCAGCGUCAGGGCCUGCUACAAGGGAUGGCCUACACUGUCCAGGGCCCCCCAGGCCAGCCUGGGCCCCAAGGGCCCCCAGGCAUCAGCAAGGUCUUCUCUGCCUACAGCAAUGUGACGGAGGACCUCAUGAACUUCUUCCGCGUGCAUGGAACCAUCCCUGGACCACCUGGGCAGAAGGGAGAAGUGGGCACCCCAGGACUCAAAGGUGACAGAGGCCCUGCUGGACCACGGGGUCCUCCUGGGCCCCCAGGCCCGCGAGGGCACAAGGGAGAGAAGGGAGACAAAGGGGACCAAGUCUAUGCUGGGCGAAGGAAGAGGAGCAUUGGCAUCAAGCCAUGAGCUGGAUUUGCAGUGCACAUGGCCACCUGUAUCAUACGGUCUCCCAGAGCGAAAGCUGGAAUUUGGUCCACGUCCCACUGAGACCAACCGUCACCUAGCAACACAACACUUGUUUUAGUCUGAACAAAAUACAUAUAUAGGGAAAAGACAUUCAAAGAUACAUACUCCGGAUCGGCUUGCCUGGGUGGACCUGGAGUAGCUGCACUGUUUCACGUGAGACUGCUUCUCUACUAUCUAGAUCCGAGCUCCUUGGCGUCUUUAGCACUUAGAUCAGGCCUCAACCUCAGGAAGCCAGUCUCAUAAAAGUUCGCUUGGGAGUCUUGGAGCUUUGCCUAAAGUGGAUCCCAGAUACUAAAAGAUGGGGGUGGGAUGCCUUCCUGAGGGUGACACUUGGGAGUGUUGUGGUUACUAUAACAGGGAUGUGCUGUCAGCUCCUUACACUGAAGAGAUUCGGAAAAGCACUUCUUCCUCAAAGGAUCAAGUUUGGUCAGAGCUGUGAUCUGCACGUAUCAAGGUCAGUGUAUGCACUACAGCAACCAGGACAAAGGACCAGCAGGCAAGGAAGGGGCAGUAGGGGAAACAAUACUCAAUGCUGGACAAAGACGGCUUCUGCUCAUACUGUCACCCUCUGUUCUUCACUUAAGAAAUGGCAUGGGCACUGGGUGCAGUUGGUUUGUAAGCACGUUUCAUUCUUAAAAGCUUUGUAUGUGGUCUACAAGAUGAAAAGUCAUUUCAAUUGUAAAAUUUCCAAUUAAAGAUUUUUUUCCUUUUUUAAA
This is a messenger RNA of Jaculus jaculus (lesser Egyptian jerboa), 5183 nucleotides long. It is a transcript of the gene Col17a1, whose product is annotated as collagen type XVII alpha 1 chain. The coding region runs from base 1 to 4407 and encodes 1468 amino acids. NCBI's taxonomy places the organism in Eukaryota, Metazoa, Chordata, Mammalia, Rodentia, Dipodidae. The transcript is spliced from 54 exons. The record is from RefSeq and is a predicted model, not a curated record.